Aspergillus campestris IBT 28561 is the source of this 903-nucleotide messenger RNA. Its product is annotated as oxygenase MpaB family protein. Lineage: Eukaryota; Fungi; Ascomycota; Eurotiomycetes; Eurotiales; Aspergillaceae. The record is from RefSeq and is a predicted model, not a curated record. The transcript has a single exon. Gene Ontology annotation, molecular function: oxidoreductase activity. The coding region runs from base 1 to 903 and encodes 300 amino acids.
AUGAAACCAUCGCAACUCUCACCCAAAGAAGACGGAGACCAACCAGAAAGCGAGAAAGUAAUGAUCGACACGGAGAAGCAGCCCCUGAGCAACAUCCCUUCAGACGAGUUGCUCGACCGGCUCCAAAACUCCCAUGAGGUCCAGAAAGUCGUCCGCGAAGGCAUCCUGCUCGCGAGCGGCGCCGCCGCCAUCCUCCUCCAGGUCGCAAUGCCCGGAGUGGCCAAAGGCGUCGACAACCACAGCAGCUUCGCGUACAAGCCACUGCGCCGACUUCGUACGACCCUCACCUUCGUCUACUGCAUGUCGUUCGGCACGCGCGACGAGAAACGCGCCCUCAUCACCAUGGUGAACCGCGCCCACGCCGACGUCCAAGGCCCGGACUACUCCGCCAACGACCCCGAGCUCCAGGUCUGGGUCGCCUCGACGCUGUACGCCAGCGGCAUCUUCAUGUACGAAGAAGUCUACGGCCCCAUGGACUCCGCUCGCGCCGACCACGUCUACCGCGAGUUCUCCGUGCUCGCCGUCUCCCUCCGCGUCCCGUCCGAGAUGUGGCCUCCCUCGCGCAAGGCGUUCUGGAAGUACUGGGACUCGGCUGUUGAGAAGUUAGAGAUCACACCCCAUGCGCGACGCGUCGCGCACGACCUCCUGUGGAAUAAGCAUCUGUUUCUGCCCCUGCGGAUGGGCCUGCCUGUUGUGCGGCUAAUGACGGCGCAGAUGCUGCCGGAUAGUGUGCGCGAGGCGUAUGGGUUGAAGACGGGCAGGUUCCAGAGGAUCUUUUACAGCUCAGUGAUACUGGGGGCUAAGAUUGGUUAUCCUGCGAUUCCGAGAUUCAUUCGCACUAUCCCGUUGCAGUUUUACAUGAAAGAUAUGAGGCGGCGGUUGAAGAAGCGCGGCCAGGUUUGA